This is a messenger RNA of Crotalus tigris (Tiger rattlesnake), 1148 nucleotides long. RefSeq names its product forkhead box protein N1-like. Gene Ontology annotation, biological process: regulation of transcription by RNA polymerase II. The record is from RefSeq and is a predicted model, not a curated record. The annotation marks the transcript as partial. Lineage: Eukaryota; Metazoa; Chordata; Lepidosauria; Squamata; Viperidae. Gene Ontology annotation, molecular function: DNA-binding transcription factor activity, RNA polymerase II-specific; transcription cis-regulatory region binding. The transcript has 6 exons.
UCCUGCAAUGGUUUCCUUGCUCCAGGAUCAAGCCAGGAUCAAGUUUCCUUCUCUGGAUCCCCUGGAGAGCAACCCACGUGGAAACGCCAUGCAGGCCUGCGAAGAGACCGUGUCCCCUGCCCAGCAGGCGCAUCCGGGCUUCCACCGCCAGCCCCGCGACGGACACGGCCGGGCGGACCGAAGCCCUCCUGGAUCCCCGCGCAGUUCCGCCGCCUCCCCGCCCUGCCCGGAGCAGCUCUUCGCCCGCUUCCCCGCCGGCCAGCACCUUCCCCGGGAGACGGCCGCCUACGAGGUGCCGCCGCCGGCCGAGCCCCCCCGCCGCUCCGCCUACGAGGACGGGGGCGCCGCGCCCUGCGGCCGCUUCCCCGGGGGCGCCCGGCGGAGCCCCUUCCACCCCUACCAGCGGCCGGGGCCGGCGGAGCCCUUCCCCGAGGCGCGGCUGGCCCUGGCGAGGGAGGCCGGCCAGCCCUUCCCGGCCGGCGCGGCCCAGGACGCCUUCGACGGCUUUCCCGCCCAGCUGCCCCACCUGGGCCCCGAUCCGGCCUGGAGCAGCGGGACGCCGCACAGCAGCCUCGGGCAGGAGCCCCACCUGCCGCCGGCCCAGGAGGCCCAUGCCAGGCUGAAAACAGCCCCCCUGGAGGAGCAGCCCGGCCCCUACUGCUGCCAGCCCCACGGACCCCCAGGGUACUGCACCUCCCACCCCUUCCACCAGUAUCUCGCCAGCAACGCCCUUCCGCUCCCCUUCCUCUCGGCUCCCCACCACCCCUACCAGAGGAUGGGGCUGCCAGGACCUCCACAGCCACCACCACCACCCCUCUUUCCAAAGCCCAUCUACUCUUACAGCAUCCUCAUAUUUAUGGCCCUCAAGAACAGCAAAACCGGGAGUCUACCUGUCAGCGAGAUUUACAACUUCAUGACCGACCACUUCCCUUACUUCAAGACGGCUCCCGAUGGUUGGAAAAACUCGGUCCGGCACAACCUGUCCCUGAACAAAUGCUUUGAGAAAGUGGAGAACAAGAUGGGCAGCUCCUCGCGGAAGGGCUGCCUGUGGGCCCUCAACCCGGCCAAGAUUGACAAGAUGCAGGAGGAGCUCCAGAAGUGGAAAAGAAAGGAUCCCGUGGCUGUCCGGAAAAGCAUGGCCAAGCCAG